Molecule: messenger RNA, 2479 nt
Organism: Malania oleifera
Lineage: Eukaryota; Viridiplantae; Streptophyta; Magnoliopsida; Santalales; Ximeniaceae
Exons: 8
Coding region: 367-2274 (635 amino acids)
Biological process (GO): glucan catabolic process
Molecular function (GO): beta-glucosidase activity
Source: RefSeq, a predicted model, not a curated record
AUCUGAGUUUUCUUCAGAUUUAAUGUAUUCCUCAUCUGGGUUUUUCUUAGAUUUAAUGCUUCAUGUAGAUUUUGCCCAAGUGAUUAAAAUGUUGAGACAAUUUUUUUUUUAUUAUUUGCAUUAUUUUCUAUUUGUAUGAUCAACAAUACAAGUCAAGAAGAACAUCAAAGAUUUUCCUUUUUUCGCUAAGUAGUGUGGUAUUUCGGGAUUAGUUGAACUUUUCCCAUUCGUCGGCUUUAAGAAAUGAUGAGAUUCCACAUUGCUUGUAUGAAAAAAAGAAUCAUUUGAUGGUUUUCUGGUGACGAAUAGAGUUCUUCAAAGGUAAUCUUUCUCACUUCAUUCAAUUUGACUCGUUCAUAGUUCGAGAUGGCGAAGAUGAAUUGGGGGGUAUCGGUGGGGAUGCUAGGGGUUCUCCUAACAUAUUGCAUGUGCUUUUGGGCGUCGUCCGCGGCGGAAGGAGAGUACAUGAAGUACAAGGAUCCAGAGCAGCCCGUAAACACAAGAAUAAGGGAUCUCAUGGAGAGAAUGACGCUUGCCGAGAAGAUAGGGCAGAUGGCGCAACUGGAUCGGGUGGCGGCGACGCCGGAGAUACUGAGGGACUACUCCAUUGGCAGCGUGCUCAGCGGCGGUGGGAGCGUGCCCCUUCCCGAGGCCUCGCCGCAGGAUUGGGUUGACAUGGUUAAUGCCUACCAAAAUGGUUCUCUCUCCAGCCGUCUCGGCAUUCCUAUGAUAUAUGGAAUUGAUGCUGUUCAUGGCCACAACAAUAUCUACAAGGCUACCAUUUUCCCUCAUAACGUUGGCCUUGGGGCUACAAGGGAUCCUGAGCUUGUGAAGAGGAUAGGUGCUGCAACUGCACUCGAAGUUAGAGCUACUGGCAUUCCUUACAUUUUCGCUCCAUGUAUUGCGGUGUGUAGAGAUCCAAGGUGGGGUCGAUGCUACGAGAGCUACAGCGAGGAUCACAAAAUUGUGCAAGCAAUGACAGAAAUCAUACCUGGGUUGCAAGGUGACAUUCCCCCUAACUCGCGCAAGGGCGUGCCUUACCUCGCUGGGAAGGAUAAGGUAAUAGCAUGCGCAAAACACUUCGUGGGAGAUGGGGGCACGACGAAUGGAAUAAACGAGAACAACACAGUUAUAGACAGACAUGGGCUGCUGAGCAUUCACAUGCCCGCCUACAACGACGCCAUCAUAAAGGGCGUCUCCACUGUCAUGGUUUCCUACUCCAGCUGGAAUGGCCUUAAGAUGCAUGCCAAUCGCAACCUUGUCACCAGUUUCCUCAAGGAUACCCUUAGGUUUAGGGGUUUUGUUAUUUCAGAUUGGCAGGGGAUUGACAGGAUAACCUAUCCACCCCACUUAAACUAUUCUUAUUCCGUACAAGCUGGGAUUCUUGCUGGCAUUGACAUGAUCAUGGUUCCUUUCAACCACACCGAGUUCAUCGAUGAUUUGACCCACCAAGUGAACAACAAUAUUAUCCCAAUGAGUCGCAUUAAUGAUGCCGUUGAGAGGAUAUUGAGAGUGAAGUUCACCAUGGGUCUCUUCGAGAACCCCAUCGCCGAUUACAGCUUCGUCGACCAGCUCGGGAGUCAGGCUCACAGAGAUUUGGCAAGGGAGGCCGUGAGAAAGUCACUGGUUCUACUGAAGAAUGGUGGAGAUACAGAUAGUCCUCUGCUGCCUCUGCCCAAGAAAGCUGGCAGGAUCCUUGUUGCCGGAACUCAUGCAAAUAACUUGGGUUAUCAGUGUGGUGGAUGGAGCAUCACAUGGCAAGGCCUCAGCGGCAACAACCACACUGCUGGAACUACGAUCUUGAGUGCAAUAUCUACAGCGGUGGAUGAGAGCACGGAGAUCAUGUACAGCGAGAAUCCAGAUGCAGACUUCGUGAAGUCCAACAACUUCUCGUAUGCCAUUGUGGUGGUGGGAGAGCCACCUUAUGCCGAGACUGCAGGGGACAAUCUCAACUUAACCAUCGUUGAACCAGGUCCAAGCGUGAUCACAAAUGUGUGUGGGGGAGUCAAGUGCGUCGUUGUGUUGAUCACUGGGCGGCCGGUGGUGAUGCAGCCUUAUGUUUCUUCUAUUGAUGCUCUUGUAGCUGCGUGGCUGCCGGGGACCGAAGGACAGGGAGUGGCCGAUGUGCUCUUCGGUGACUAUGGGUUCACCGGAAAGCUGCCGAGGACAUGGUUCAAGUCGGUGGAUCAACUGCCCAUGAAUGUUGGGGAUUCUCACUACGAUCCACUCUUCCCCUUCGACUUUGGACUCACUACGGAGGCCAUCACGUCCUGAUGGGCAGUAGACCUCCCAUUUAUCCCUUAUCGGCAACUUCAAUUUAGACUAGUUCUAGCGUCGCCCUUUUUGUUUUUCAAUUCCAAGCUAGUUUGUAUCACAGUAGGAUUCUUAUGGUUAUGUCGAGUAUUUAACUUAUUCAACAAAAUUUAAAUGUAAAUAGUGAUGAAGAUGAGAAUAAAUGCAUUUGGAGAUGAAAAGCUAA